GCAGAGGAGCAGCAGCAGCAGCCGCCGCCGUAAACACGAGCUGCUGUGCCUUUAAGAUUUUAUAGGUAUCGAAACUGAAAAAAAGAAGAAGGAAAAAAAAAACCACACACACACGCACACACGCAAGCCUUCGCGGUGUCAAUGUUCGGGAGAUGAAGCUGUUCGACAUGGUGGUGUUUAAACUCCUGGUGCUGUGUUACUGCCUGAGUGUCUCUAUAGGUCAAUAUGAGAAUCGCCUACACAAGUACAUUCGGCACUACGAGGGUUUGUCCUACGACACAAACGACCUUCACAGCAAACAUCAGAGGGCUAAAAGAGCUCUGUCUCACGAGGACAAGUUCGUCCAUCUGGAGUUCCACGCCCAUGGCAGACACUUUAACCUGCGGAUGAAGAGAGACACGAGUUUGUUUUCCCCAGACCUGAAGGUGGAGAUCUCUGGAAAGGAGACACCAGUUGACACCUCGCAUAUUUACAGCGGCGAGCUCUAUGGAGAGCAAGGCACUCUGACUCAUGGUUCUAUUGUUGAUGGGAAGUUUGAAGGCUUCAUCCAGAGUCAUUCGGGAACGUAUUACGUUGAACCGGCUGAACGAUACCUGAGACAGCGGGACGUACCCUAUCACUCUGUCAUCUACCAUGAGGACGACGUCGAUUACCCCCACAAAUACGGCCGAGAGGGAGGCUGUGCAGACCACUCCGUCUUCGAGAGGAUGAAGAAAUACCAGGCAUCUGCUGUGGAGACUCCUACUGAGAAAAAGAGCAGUCAGCAUACAGAGCACGAGGAGGAGCGGAUGGACGGGCCAGUGAUCCUGAGGAAGCGCCGAGCCGCUCAGGCUGCGAAAGACACCUGCCAGCUCUUCAUCCAAACAGAUCAUCUCUUCUUCAAAUACUACCGGACUAGAGAGGCAGUCAUAGCUCAGAUCUCCAGUCACGUCAUGGCCAUCGACUCAAUCUAUAAGAAAACAGACUUCCAGGGCAUCUCCAACAUCAGCUUCAUGGUCAAGAGGAUACGGAUUAACACCACAAGUGACGAGCUGGAGACAACAAACCCGUUCCGGUUCCCCAACAUCGGUGUAGAGAAGUUUCUGGAGCUGAAUUCAGAGCAGAACCAUGACGAAUACUGCCUGGCUUACGUCUUCACCGACCGAGACUUCGACGACGGAGUUCUGGGAUUAGCCUGGGUUGGAGCUCCUUCAGGAAGCUCUGGUGGGAUUUGUGAGAAGAGUAAGCUCUACUCCGAUGGCAAGAGGAAAUCCCUCAACACCGGCAUCAUCACUGUACAGAACUACGGCAGCCAUGUUCCUCCUAAAGUGUCCCACAUCACCUUCGCCCAUGAGGUCGGACAUAACUUCGGCUCGCCUCAUGACUCCGGCAGUGAGUGUACUCCUGGAGAGUCAAAGAGCUCUGACAUGAAGGAAAAUGGUAACUACAUCAUGUAUGCCAGAGCCACUUCCGGAGACAAGCUAAACAACAACAAGUUCUCCAUCUGCAGCAUCCGCAACAUCAGCCAGGUGUUGGAUAAAAAGAGAGGCCAGUGUUUUGUUGAGUCUGGGCAGCCCAUCUGUGGGAACGGAUUAGUGGAAGGUGACGAAGAGUGUGACUGUGGAUACAAUGAUCAGUGUAAAGACAUUUGCUGUUACAGUGCCACUGAGCCAAAUGGCCAGAGGUGCAAACUGAAGCCUGGUGCCAAGUGCAGUCCCAGUCAGGGUCCAUGCUGUACAAGUAGCUGUGCGUUUAAGGGUCGGGAUGAGAUGUGUAGGGAUGUGUCUGAGUGCGCUCUUCAGAGCAUGUGCAGUGGUUCCAAUGCAUCAUGUCCCACUUCUACACCAAAGGAAAAUUUAACAGCAUGCAAUGGAGAUACACAAGUCUGCAUCAAUGGGGCCUGCACAGGCUCCAUAUGUGCGCGUUUCAAGCUGGAAAUAUGCACAUGUGCAAGUCAAGAUGGGAAGGAUGAGACAGAGUUGUGCCAUGUUUGCUGCAUGCAUAAGAAUGAUCCCAGCACAUGCAGGAGUACAGCCUCUGCUGAAUGGGAAAAACACUUCCAACGGAAGGUUCGCACCCUGCAGCCCGGAUCUCCCUGUAAUGACUUUAAAGGCUACUGUGAUGUAUUUAUGAAGUGCAGGCUGGUGGAUGCUGAUGGGCCACUGGCCAGACUCAAAAAGGCUAUCUUUAACCCUCAGCUUUAUGAGACCAUUGCUGAGUGGAUAGUGGUUUACUGGUGGGCUGUGCUGUUGAUGGGUAUUGCUCUUAUUUUGUUGAUGGCUGGAUUCAUUAAGAUCUGCAGUGUUCACACUCCAAGCAGCAACCCCAAACUACCCCCACCAAAACCAUUGCCAGGUACACUGAAGAGGAGAAGAGCUCAGGGUCAGAGUUCUCAGCCUGUGCACCAUCGCCAGCCCAGAGAUAUAUAUCAGAUGGGACAGAUGCGCCGCUAAGCUCCGCAGUCUGCCUUGGUUCUUCCUAGUGCCUACAACAGGAAACACUUUACUCCAAAGAGUUACUGAACCAAUCAAUUAACCCCAUUCACAGGCUUAAAGAACUGGUGAAAGGAAACACAUCUCCCACAAGAAACUUCGAAGAAACUACUCUGUAUCACUGUUAUGUGUUCUUAUGGGGAUAUGAUCUUUUUUUAGUUUGUUUGAAUCACUCUCCAGGCAGAGUGCUUCACGUUUUUUGUAUCACUCGACGUUCAAUUCUCUUUUUUUCCUCCACCUGAUUUUUUCCCAAAUACUGCCAUGCCAUCUUGAUGAUAUGAUAUGAUGGGAAUGUGCAGAGGUUCUGUGUUCCAGCAAGCCAAAGCUGGGGAAGCAAGAGCUCCGUCUGCAUAGACUCGUUUGCCAGAGUAAUUAAAACUAUCCCCAGUUAAAAAGUGGAAGUAUACAAAAUGCAAGCUUUUAAAAAAAAAAUUUAAACAUUCUUUCUUUUUCUCUUUUUUCACUUGUACAGUUUUUCACAAAAUGUUCCCCCCCAGUGCAACUUAUGAUUGCGUUUUUUUUCUGAUAAAUACAACUUAAUUACUUUUUUUGACUGACACUCAGGACAAAUUAAAAAGCCUAGAGCGUUGUGAGUCUGAGGGGUGAAUGAAAAGCACCUAAUGGUGAUUUUUUUUUCCCAGCUGCACGUCCCUCUUUUAUUGUAUAACCAAGACUGAGUAUUGUUCUUGUUGUAUGUAAGAUCCAUUCUGAUCUCAUGCAUUGCUUGCAUUUGAAGAGUUGCAUAGUUUAGCCUGAGUGAAAGUUCAAAAUCCUGAGAAUGGGAGCAAGAGAGAAAAUUUGACUUGUUGAUUGUGUGAGCUUUUGGUGAAUGGCCUUAUUUCACAUACAUUUAGCUGUGAAAGAUUGUGAGAAGUGUGCUGUUUGUUUAAAUGUUUUCUCUUUCUCCCAUGUUCUGUUUGGAGGGUUGAGCUCAUGUCAGCUAUAGGAUUCACCACUAUUCGAAAUGUUGUACACCUGACUCAGAAUUUUCUGUGGCAUAAUUACGGUCAAAGCCCUUAUUGCCAUGGGAACAGCUGCUAACAGAUGCUGUUGGGAGAAUUUUGGACUUCAAGAAACAUUAAAGGAAAAAUAGGAUGGCUUUUGAGUUCAUGUUGUGGUUUCUACAUGACCACUUUCCAUAUCAGAGCAAAGAAAGUUCAUUCAGGAAAUAAACCAAGUAGAAUCCGUAACCUUACUGUUAGUGGAACUGUAUUUAAAGGGUGGUUUGGUAAGUUUCCUACUAUUUAUACAAAAGUCGUUAAUAAAAUAAUAAUAUCCUUAAGCUCUGUUCCAUAACCACAGCAUUCUGGUGGUCGAUUUUUGCUAGCCAAAUAUACAUUUCUUUGUGGUGGAAAAGUGUGACAUUUCGAGAUUAAGGAUGGACUUGGAAACCACCAACACCUUGUUGGAGUAGAAGGGCUAUAACUACUUUUGAUUUUCUUAUUCUGUUCCACCCAUGUUAUACAUGAUGAGCAAAACCCAUAAGAAUUUCUUUCUUCAGCACAUGCAGUCCAACCCUUAUUCUAAUCUGUAAACACUUUCUGCUCUACCUGAGCCUCCUACAGGGUCGUAUAUGUACAUAUCUCCUGCAUUGAUUUGCUGAGGCACUUCAAAAGAAAAUGUUAUAUUCUAUCUAUAAUAAAAGAUACAAAAAAAGUACAAAUUUCCAACAAAAUGCAAGAUAUUUAAAUAAAAUUUGUUUUUUUUUUGUUGGACUUUCUGUUGGUCCAUGUAAUACAUUUAUCAGUUAUAUUUAAAGUUUUUCAGGUGCGCUCUGUAUCAGCAGAGUCCUCACUCACAGAUCCUGUGCACUCCAAGGUCCUCCCUCCGGGCAUGUUUAUUAGUGGGCAGGUCAUAUCAUGUCCUUUUUUAGGAAACUGAAGUAUGCCGUUAUUCUGCUUGCCCCUAUUCUAUGAGUAUGCCCUUAUUCCAUGUUGCCAAAUUGUGGUUGGUGGUGGCGUUUUGCUUUAACUUAGAGAUUCUGAUCUUACUUAAUCGUUCUUAUUCUUCUGUGGUAAUGUGGUGUGGGUGCGGUUUGGGGGGGCUUUUAAUCCAAACAUGUCUUUUAUUUCAGGUCUUGCUUUAAACAUAUAAUAGGAAUGUGCACUGAUAUGGCUGUGAAAUGUGUGGAAUUUGAACGAUAAAGAAAUAUGUCUAAUACUACUGUUUGAUUUUAAUAGCCGCUGUGUUUUAUACAGUACCCUUUCUUUCAUUUUUCUUUUUUCAUGAUACCUAUUUUCAUUUCCUUUCAUUUGUGCUCAGUUUGAAAACUUUUUACCAAAAUUGCAAAAAGUAUUGUGCAAAGUUAUGUAAUUUUUUGAAGUACUUGAAAUGCGAUAAUAAAAAUAGAUUUGGUCAAUUUCUUGAUCCACAGUUGAUUCACAUUAAUAAAAACAGACAUGAAACACA
Clarias gariepinus (North African catfish) is the source of this 4880-nucleotide messenger RNA. It is a transcript of the gene adam10a, whose product is annotated as ADAM metallopeptidase domain 10a. Gene Ontology annotation, biological process: membrane protein ectodomain proteolysis; Notch signaling pathway. Gene Ontology annotation, molecular function: metalloendopeptidase activity involved in amyloid precursor protein catabolic process. The transcript is spliced from 16 exons. Gene Ontology annotation, cellular component: synaptic membrane; plasma membrane. The coding region runs from base 153 to 2432 and encodes 759 amino acids. NCBI's taxonomy places the organism in Eukaryota, Metazoa, Chordata, Actinopteri, Siluriformes, Clariidae. The record is from RefSeq and is a predicted model, not a curated record.